This is a messenger RNA of Xenia sp. Carnegie-2017, 1803 nucleotides long. Its product is annotated as cytochrome P450 1A1-like. Gene Ontology annotation, biological process: hormone biosynthetic process; progesterone metabolic process. Gene Ontology annotation, molecular function: steroid 17-alpha-monooxygenase activity; iron ion binding; heme binding. The record is from RefSeq and is a predicted model, not a curated record. Lineage: Eukaryota; Metazoa; Cnidaria; Anthozoa; Malacalcyonacea; Xeniidae. The transcript has a single exon. The coding region runs from base 1 to 1497 and encodes 498 amino acids.
AUGUAUACUUUUAACUUUUUUAUGAUUCUUCUCUCCAGAUACCUUGGUAUAGUAUCAAUCGUUUUCCUUCUAACAACUAUAACACUUGCAGUCAUUCAACGAUUGCGAGAUAAUGCUGAACUUCCUCCAGGUCCUUUCGCCUGGCCAGUCAUUGGUAAUAUUCAUCUUCUUGGUAGCAAACCUCACGAAAGUCUUACAAAGCUGGCCAAAACCUUAGGAGAUGUUUAUAGAUUGCAAUUAGGAUCUCGUCGCGUCGUUGUCUUGAACUCUUUGGAAAGCGUCAAGGAAAGCUUGGUAAAGAAAUCUAAUGACUUUUCAAGUCGUCCACCGUUAAGCAGUUUACAAGCAUGUGAAGGAAGUCUAACGUUUGGACCUUAUGAUUCGAUGUAUGUGAAAAAACGAAGAUUAGCCCAUCUUUGCAUGCACAGCUUUAUGUCAGAUCACGAACGAUUGGACGCUCAGAUUAACUAUGGUCUGCAAAAUCUUUGCAACAGAUUUGCAAACCACGAUGGUGAAUUCGACCCAAUAAAUGACAUUAAACAUGCAGUUGCAGAAAUGAAUUUCAACUACACUUUUGGAGAGGACAUAGACCCUAAGAAUAAAGAAAAACUUUGCCAAAUAUUGAAGGAGUUCAGUGAAUUCAAUGCAAGCUGCUUGCCCGAUUUUUUGCCAUGGUUAGCUCCGUUCUUCAAAAACUCGUUAAAAAGAAUCAAAGAAAUUGUUGCUCAUCUCUUAGACUUUGUCAAGCACAUUUAUUUUGAAAAGAAAGCGAACUUCAACAAAAAAGCUGAUAUUGGUUGUGUUGGUGAUGCAUUAGUGCGAUGUUUUGAGAGUGGCACAAAUGAAAGAUUGGCUGUCCUUGGUGAAGAACUUGAUCUGAAAGAAGAAGAUGUUGCUACAUUAUUGACAGAUUUGUAUGGUGCGAGUGUUGAUACGACUAGCACCACUUUGAUUUGGGCAGUUCUAUAUCUGGCGUCAAAUCUCAACGUUCAAGAGCGCUUGUAUAAAGAGAUAAAUGAAGUUGUUGGAGUAAAUUCUUUGGAAAUGAAUGAUAAACAUCGUUUGCCGUUCUUGGAAGCAGUUGUCUUGGAGGUUUUGCGACUGAGCACAGUUCUUCCACUCGCUGUACCACAUUAUACAAAUAAUGAAACAAGAGUUGGAAAGUACAGAGUUCCAAAAGACACAAUGGUUUUUGUCAACUUGUGGGCAAUUAAUCAUGAUGAGAGAGUUUUCAACAAUCCAUAUCAAUUUGAUCCCUGUCAUUUUCUUGAUGAAAAUGGUCAAGUUAACAAAGCUCGUUUCUCUUCAAUUCCAUUUUCAAGUGGCACACGUAAAUGUCUUGGUCAUUUACUGGCUCAACUUCAGUUGUUCUUACUUAUUGGUGGUCUUGUUCAAAAAUAUAAAUUUGAGAUUUCUGGUUCUUCAAAUACGACACCUGAAUUUGGAUUUAUCUUACGUCCGCAAUCAUUUAAAAUCAAUGUUUGCCAAAGAAAAUAGAAAAUAGACAUUGACAUUGUCUUAACACACAAUGAAAUUUUAUUUUCUUCUCGAUUUGAACUGUGACAAUAUUAAUUACUAAUUAAAUUACAUUAGAUUAUUACUCAAUAAAUAAUCACCAUAAUUGAUGCAAAUUUAUUUAUUGAUGGAAAAUUUAGCACAUACAUAUCGUUGAAAUGAUUGAAUAAUUUCAUUGAGAAAUUUAUAGUUUUAAAAUUAUUUGUGUCAGCUUUGCUAAUCUUUAAUUGUUCCUGCAAAAUUUUCAUUUUUGUCCACACACAAUAAUAAACGUUCAUUUAUUUAAAA